Frankliniella occidentalis (western flower thrips) is the source of this 1630-nucleotide messenger RNA. RefSeq lists its product as uncharacterized. The transcript is spliced from 5 exons. The record is from RefSeq and is a predicted model, not a curated record. The coding region runs from base 28 to 1359 and encodes 443 amino acids. Lineage: Eukaryota; Metazoa; Arthropoda; Insecta; Thysanoptera; Thripidae.
GUCCACGUAAGUCGCCUGAGAAGCGUAAUGUGCAGAAGGCGACUGAAAAGCGGGGUGUCUACGCCAGAGAAAGGGGCAGCCAGGGCUACACCAGAGAAAGGGACAGCCAGGGCUACACCAGGGAAGGCCAGGGCUACACCAGAGAAGGCGACAGCCAGGGCGACCCCAAUCAAGCGCCAAGUGCUACAGACUGGAGCCCGUUUACCACCAGCGUCGGAAACUUCCAGUCCGCUGAAAGCGCAGAAAGGUGUCGGUGCAUGUAACUCACCUGGGAAGCGUACCGUGCCACAGAAGACGACUGAGUGUCGAGGUGUCACAACACCCGAGAAGAUGCCAUCCAGGGUAUCCAAGGGGUCUCCAAGCAAGCGUGACGCGGUGCAGACUGGUGAGAGAAGGACCCCAUCUAAAUUGUCUGGGAAAGAGAGAGGAACACCGAAGAAGUCUCAGAAGAGUGCUCCAACUCCCCAAAAAAGUACAAAAUCAGUGACUCCACAAAAGAGACAGGCGUCACCUACUUACCAAAUGGAGUCUGACAGCAGUUCGUUUAGCUGCAGUCAGAGUAAGAGACCGAAGCAGAGUCAGAUCACCAAAUUUGUGACGAGCUUCUCUGAGAAAGAGAUUGAUCAGCAUUGUGACGAGGUGGACAGAGAGAUUCUUGCGAUGGAACUCAGCGAUACGCCGGCUAGGAGUGCUUCUCCGGCCACGUCAGAUACCAGUUUCGAUACGCCGUUUAAGUUGCCUCUCAGGCGGAGUGCAUUAAGCUCGACAUCAAGUCCAUUUCUGCCCAUGAGUCCAUCAUUCCAUGCAGCUCUGAAGUCGAUUGAUGGCCAGAUUAAAGAAAUAGCCAGGCAGCUUCAAGCUCUGGACAAAAUGGGCACCAAUAUCGGGAAGAUAAUGACAUGUGUGCUGCCUCCGCUGGAGACGAAUAUAGCGGAGGACAUCCCUGAGCUGCCUUUAUCUGAUAAGAAUGGCGAAAAGGCAAUGAACGAACUGCUUUUGAGAGACAAGGGCGAAUUUAACAAAGUUGUUACGUUCCUAUACGGACUGGGGGGUACAAAUGCAAAAGAUGCGGUGUACUCUGUGCUAAAGACACUUUUCACUGAUCAGUUUGCCUCUUCGAAGAGCAUGAAGGGAAUACGCAGGGCUGGCAAGCCCGCAAAGGACGCCUUUAUGGGGACGCCCCUCUUCAAAGCUCUCAUGUGUGCUGUCCGGCGAAGAUUUAAGGAGACCACAGUAACCGAUGUCAUGGAACUCACUGGCAAUUGGCUUAAGGAUGCACCAGGAAGGGAGAAGAAGAGGAGGAGCAGAUGUGAAAGCAGGGAAUCCCUCUUGCGGCAGUACGACGAAUCAUCGGAUUAAUGCGGACACAAAGGAUGGCUGUCAUCAUUGAUGGGGUGCUCUCCAUUAUUCUGUUCUGAGUAUCCUCAAUAAAACCAAACCGUAAAUUUUUCCCCCUUAUUUGUACGUCCUAUCAGCCUUCAUACUGGAAACAUCACCAUCACUAUUAUUUCUCAUUGAAGUUUUUAAAAGUUCUGUACAUUUACUGUAUGUUUGUACUGUUGAAAAGCCCCAAUUUGAAAGUAAUAUGUAAAAGGGAUAAAAAGACUCACAUCAACAAACCAAGUAUUUC